Molecule: messenger RNA, 1670 nt
Organism: Toxorhynchites rutilus septentrionalis
Lineage: Eukaryota; Metazoa; Arthropoda; Insecta; Diptera; Culicidae
Exons: 4
Coding region: 117-1670 (517 amino acids)
Source: RefSeq, a predicted model, not a curated record
CCAGGAGACCCACAACGAACAGUUCGACGGAUUCGAACGAGGCGACAAUAUUAAUUCCAACGACUAGAAAAUUGUGCAAUGGUGGUUACGUGAUUGGACAGUGUUUUUUAAAAGUAAUGGAUGAUACAAAAUUGCUCAACAUAGUUCUUCUAGCGAUUGUCUGCCACACAGUAUCAACGACGCCUAUUUCCUUCCCAGACGGUUCCCGCUCGGGGACCGGAGACACUCGUGAAACGUCAUCAUCACUACGGCAGGAGGAAUUCGAGGGUCGCAGCAUUCGUGGUGGCUACAGUCAGGACAAGCGUCCCGACUACAGCCGCUACAGCGUCUACGAGCAUCCCGAAAAUGACUACUACACGACCAGAUCGACGCUUCGACCAUACGGCAGCACGACCACGGUGAGACCAUACAGUCGACAACCGAAUGCUUACUUCAAUCGACUCCCGCCGCCGAAAAACGAUGAACCAAUCGAGGCCGAACCUGAAGAUGACUACGAUGAUAGUGAUGAUGAUGAUGGCGACGAUGAUCAAGGAGUUUCGGACGUUUUACCUUCGAAGCCUACAUCAGGUACUAGCGGCGAUUACGGUAACUAUGGCAGUAAACCGAUUUCGUUCAAUAAUCUGUUUUAUAACGUCAACGACAAAUUUGCGGGUUUUGGAAAUCUUUUCGGAGAAAAUCGACGCAAACACAAGUUUAAAUUCAAACGCAGAAAACCCGGCCAGCCUUGUAUACCCUAUGAUCUCUUUAAUAAACUAAAGUAUGGUCGCGACGCCAACGGAAAUCGUGUUGACCCGAAAACACUGAUUAAUCCACUGAAUCUGGUACUCGCAGAUAUUAAUUACUAUUCACCUUCUAACAACUAUAAUGGCCAUGGUGACAGCGGCUCCUCCGACAGUGGAGCAGUGUUCAACAAUAAUUUUUACGACGCCGUUGGAGGAUAUCCAUGCUCAGGUGUUAAUUAUGGACAAAAACCAUUCGGACAUAAACCAUUUGGGAAUAAACCCCACGGAGGUCCAUUAGGCUUUUUUGGACAAGGGGGAUUAUUCGACUGGACCAGUUCCUCAGCGUCAGUACAGAGUGAUACUCCAGAGGGAGGAGCAGCAUCGCCGAACAGACCAACGGUUGUGUUCAAUCUAAAUGAUGCUAUUGAUUCAGUGGCAACGAAUUGGAGACCCGGCCAAAGCUUCCAGAUGGUUAUGAAGGUAUUGGGCGAUUUCAUCGCAACUGUUGCCGGUGGCAGUCCAGUUGCUGCUGGUGAAAUCGUUGAAGAUACUGUUGACACCGUGAGAAAGGUGAACAAGGAGUUUGUUAGUUUGUUUACUGCGAUUGCCAGUUCCAGCAAAGUAUCCUGGCCAGCAUUGGAAAUAACGUCAGCAGAUUUUUUCGAUCCACUGAUGGCUUCGUUUUCCAAAUUUCCCUUCCACGAUAUUUACGAAACCCCAUCGAAUAUGGAUGUGCUGUUGCAAAACAAACAUAAGCCAGUUUCGAAAUCAUUCCGAGAGUGGUCAUCCCAGGUGCAGGAAAUUAUCGACGAUGACGGUCCAGUGGGAAAAUCUCGACUCUGUAAACUUCUCUCGAUGAUUCCUCUGGGUCGCGAUGAAAAGUUAACCGGAAGAAGGAGACUCGUGCCGAUUAAGUUGAGGAGGCUGCUGAAAUAUUGCAGAUCGUAG